Molecule: messenger RNA, 4453 nt
Organism: Equus quagga
Lineage: Eukaryota; Metazoa; Chordata; Mammalia; Perissodactyla; Equidae
Gene: PANK3
Product: pantothenate kinase 3
Exons: 7
Coding region: 307-1419 (370 amino acids)
Biological process (GO): coenzyme A biosynthetic process
Cellular component (GO): cytosol; nucleus
Molecular function (GO): ATP binding; pantothenate kinase activity
Source: RefSeq, a predicted model, not a curated record
GCGGCGGCGGCGGCUCGGGGGGCCGGGGCCUUUUGUCUGGAGCGGCUGCGGGAGGCCCCGGAGCGGCGAGGCCGGCGGCCUUCCCCAGCUCGCUCGGUCCCGGUCGUCCCUCGCUGGGGUGGGGGGGCCCCUCCUGGGCCGGGCCCUGCCUCUGGCGCCGCCGCCGCCCCGCCCUAAGCCCGCCCCACCCGGCCUGAGGGGAGGAACCGGUCGGGCCUCCCCGCGCGGCCCAGCCGCCUCCGGAGUCGCCGCCGCUGCCGUCCGUGCGCCGGACCGAGGCUGCCCCUCGCCCCUCAGGCCGACGCCAUGAAGAUCAAGGAUGCCAAGAAACCCUCCUUCCCGUGGUUUGGCAUGGACAUUGGGGGAACUCUAGUAAAACUCGCAUAUUUUGAACCUAUUGAUAUCACAGCAGAGGAGGAACAAGAAGAAGUUGAGAGCUUAAAAAGCAUCCGGAAGUAUUUGACUUCUAAUGUAGCCUAUGGAUCCACUGGUAUUCGGGAUGUACACCUAGAACUGAAGGAUUUAACACUUUUUGGCCGAAGAGGGAACUUGCACUUUAUCAGAUUUCCAACCCAGGACCUGCCUACUUUUAUCCAAAUGGGAAGAGAUAAAAACUUCUCAACAUUACACACGGUGCUAUGUGCUACAGGAGGCGGUGCUUACAAGUUUGAAAAAGAUUUUCGCACAAUUGGAAACCUCCACCUGCACAAACUGGAUGAACUUGACUGCCUUGUAAAGGGCUUGCUGUAUAUAGAUUCUGUCAGUUUCAAUGGACAAGCAGAGUGCUAUUAUUUUGCUAAUGCCUCAGAACCUGAGCGAUGCCAAAAGAUGCCUUUUAACCUGGAUGAUCCAUAUCCACUGCUGGUAGUGAAUAUUGGUUCAGGAGUCAGUAUUUUAGCAGUCCAUUCCAAAGACAACUAUAAACGAGUAACUGGGACAAGCCUUGGAGGGGGUACCUUUCUGGGUUUAUGCAGUUUAUUGACUGGCUGUGAAAGUUUUGAAGAGGCUCUUGAAAUGGCAUCCAAAGGAGACAGCACUCAAGCUGACAAGCUGGUCCGUGAUAUUUAUGGAGGAGAUUAUGAAAGAUUUGGUCUGCCAGGCUGGGCUGUAGCAUCUAGUUUUGGAAAUAUGAUUUAUAAGGAGAAGCGAGAAUCGGUUAGUAAAGAAGAUCUAGCAAGAGCUACUUUAGUUACUAUCACCAAUAACAUUGGUUCUAUCGCACGAAUGUGUGCUGUUAAUGAGAAAAUAAACAGAGUUGUCUUUGUUGGCAACUUUUUACGUGUCAAUACCCUCUCAAUGAAACUUUUGGCAUAUGCACUGGAUUAUUGGUCAAAAGGUCAACUGAAAGCAUUGUUUCUAGAGCAUGAGGGCUACUUUGGAGCAGUUGGUGCACUUCUUGGGCUGCCAAAUUUCAGCUAAAGCUUCAGGUUUCCCUCUGCUGAUAAAUGUCAUCCAAGAGGAAGUGAAAACCAGAGGCAUUGUUACUGCAUUAUUUAUAACUGGGAACCAAAGGAUAAAAGAGUAGCACUAUUCCUGUUGACUUUUCAAUGUCAAAAUGGUAAGCUGCUAAAUGUUGCCAUAUUAAAAGAGAGAACUCUGUAAUGUGAAGUGUUUCUGAUUGAAAUGCUUUCCUUUCUGUAUAUAGCCAGUGUUAAGUCUUUAAAUGCAAUACAGCCUCUGAUUAUUGAGCUUCCUCUCAAAAAAGAUUUUCUAUUUUAUGUAGCCAGCAUUGCAGUACUGUACUCUCAAACACAAAUCUUAAAGUCUCAGAAAUGUUUAGCUCAUGAAGAUAAAUUGAUUCUGAAUGUUUUGUUACAAGUCUGUUCCAUGUGUGUUUUGGUUACUAGUAAGUGGACAGUAACAUACCCUGUAUCAAAACUUACUGAAAUGGCAAUCAAAGAUGAUCAUUUUAAUGUGAUUUUAGAAAUUUUAAGACAAUAUUAAUUAUUCAUUAUUGUAAUUUUCCUAACAUAUACCCCCCAAAAAAAAGCAUGUUUAUGUGAUCUUUUUCCAGAAGUAUAACCUUUUUCAAAUGCCAUAAUUUAAUUGAAAUACUGUUAAACAUUAGCCUGAAUUUCAAAAGGAAUCCUAGAAAAUGCACAUAAGUGGUGACACUGCACUUUCUUUAUUUUGUGAGUUAAUAUAUUUUAAAAUGUUUAAUAUUUUUCAGUUGGAGGUUUAAUUACUUAUUUGAAAGUCUCUUCAAUGAGAUCCCAGGACUAUUCUAAUGGAAUAUGGUUUGCGUGCAUUCUAAGAAUUCCAGGCUCUUUCUACACCACAUUUAUCUCAGACCCAAACUUAGCCAUUUCUGUUUAACUAGGUCUAAACCAUCAAAGUGAAAGACUUUACUCUAUUAUGAACAGCAACAAAGUCACAUUUAUUCUAAAUGGGUGUUAUGGAAAUCUAGAUGAGUUGUUAUGAAAAUUUGUAGGAGUCUGAGGCAGCAUUGCAGAAUUAUAAAAGGAUCAGUGUUUCGUACAUUCUCGUAGUACAAGUGUUAUAGUUCCAAAAUUUGUAAAUCCUUUUGCCUCGGAAUUUGUUCUCUAUGUUGAACUCAUUUUGUAUGUUACAAGUUUUUUCAGAUUUUUACUUUGGCAGUAAUAUUUUGGAAGUCUAGUAGUUUGCCAAAGUUGUUCAAGACUGUUGCUUAUGGUUUAGGAAGUAGAGAGACUUGGGGGAAAAAAUAUUUGCCUCCUUAAAUCUUGGAUGUACCUUGAAGAGCUUAAAAUUUGUUUACAUUUCAAGAAGAAAGGAGUAUUCCUUGUGUUUUUACAGAACACAAUUUCGCUCCAUAGAGAACAAUUUCCGUAGACUGUCAAGAGGUGCUUGACCAAGACAUUGCUCCUUGUUCGCAGAUUUUGUGCUCAGAUACUUAAAGUUCAGUUUUCUUUAUCUAAACACAUAAAUAUAUGAAUGAUAGUGACUAUUUAGAGGGGAAAGCAUGUGAAGGUAAUUACUUAGAAUUCAGAGUAUUUGGAACUUUGAAUUCAUGUCAAUCUGUUAGUCAUUUUGAAGACCUACAAUGAGUAAAUUUUUCUUACUUUAAUGUUUCCAUUGUAGUGACUAGGUAUUUCAGCCAAAAGCCACCUGUUCAGUUUAUUUUAAAAUUUUGUGAUUUGGGCAUUUGUACAAAAGUUUUUAUCUUUAAAUGAUGAUAACUUUAAGUUGCGUACCUGUGGCAAACUGUACAUUAGCAGCUAUAGGUUUGGGGCUGUAUUUAAGAAAGAAAAUGGAAUGGUCAAAGUCUAUAUAAGUUAAUUUGAUCAAUACUUCGGUUAAUUUGGGGCUUUCAUAUUUUUUGUCCUUUGAAACUGAAGAUACCUGCUAAUUUGUAUAAAGUGAACAACCAUCUCACCAGUGUUGCUCUUGGUUUUUCUCGAGUGUAAUCUAGACUCCCUGGAGUAAUAAGUAAGAACACAGAAUUGGGAUGAAGGCUGCCAAGAUUCUAGUUUUUGAUUAUGAUCUUAAGAAUAUCCUUGUAAGCAUACAGUGGCAAAUAGGUUUGGUUCUAAUCCGAAUCAGCAUAAUGCCUCAAAGCUCUGUGCUCCUGAACAGUGCUGUCUUAAUGGAAGUAAAAUGUGAGCCAUGUGUAAUUUUACAUUUUCUAGUAGACGCAUUUAAAAAGUCAAAAGAAACAGGUGAGAUUCAUUUUAAUUUUAUAUUUCUGUUUAACCCGGUAUAUCUGAUAUGUUAUCAUUUCAACAUAUAAUCAAUAUAAAAAGUCACUUAGGAGGUAUUUUACUUUGUUUUGUGCUUAGUCUUCAAAACCAGUGUAUAUUUUACUGUUACAGCAGAUCUCAACUUAGACUGACCACAUUUCAAGUUCUCAGUAGCCGCAUUUGGAUAGUGGCUGCUGUAUUAGUGCAGUUCUAGAACUAGCGCUUAAAAAUGAACACUAUCAUGUUUCCAUUAAAACUUUAUGAAUAUGGGCUUUUUAAAGACUGUUUGGGAGGGGGAAAUAUGGGACCCUUAUUUUUUAAAUACAGAAAGGGCGAUAAGCGGUAACUCAUUGGGGCUAGUUUAUUUUACACAGAUAAGCUGUAUUUCUGACCAUUCCACAAAUACCUUACAUUGCGUCCUGCCAUCUCAUGUUAGUGUGUAUCAUUUUUCCAGUGACACUGAUGAGGUUGCCCAAGGCAUAUCCCUGACUGUCCUGAGCAGUCUCCAAAAUGUAUAUCCCCUUCUCAGAGGCAAAAUCAAGGAUUCUAGUGACUUAAAUCCCUCCCCUCCCCCUCCUAAUUGAACUUUGAGGAGCCAAUUUUACAAAAUUAAAAAGAGAGCCUUUUAAUUCUUCACUGAGUUCUGUACACACAAGAGAAUCUUCUUUAUAGCUUUUAGAUUUAAUUUACAUUCUUAAGAACUGCUCAUAUUUUCACCUGAAGGAGCACUGUCAGUUUGUUUGGGGCUUGGUGACACAAGGUCUGGGGCCUUCUACCACCACUACUACCCCCCC